AUGUUUCUUGAUGUACAGAAAAAAUGUGACCUGUUGGAGAUAUUGAAAUCAGAACACUUUGAGCUCCGCCUUGCUUAUCUUGUGGACAUAUUUGAAAUCUUCAACCAGCUGAACUUGAGACUCCAAGGAAAGGAUUCAAACUUGCUCAGCCACUGUGACUCAAUACAUGCAUUUUUGGCCAAAUUGGAGCUGUAUAAGAAGAGAGUGAGUGUAGGAAAAUUUAUGAUGUUUCCAUCAUUGAAUGAAGUUCUUGCUGAUGGUCAGCUUUCAAGUACCUUGUCCAAGGAAAUCAUGGACCACUUGUCUCAGCUAGAUGAUGAAUUUCGCCGUUACUUUCCUGACUUGAGCCCUCAGCAUGCAGGAUUAGCAAAAAAUCCUUUCUUAUGUCAGGUUGAUGAUGUGUUAGAAGACGCACAAGAAGAGUUCAUUGAGCUUCUCCAUGAUUCAACAGCCAAGAAUGUGUUCCAGUCAAACUCCUUGUCUAGCUUCUGGUGUUCAAUGAUGGAAUCAUAUCCAAAAUAA
This is a messenger RNA of Portunus trituberculatus (swimming crab), 522 nucleotides long. RefSeq names its product zinc finger BED domain-containing protein 5-like. The coding region runs from base 1 to 522 and encodes 173 amino acids. The record is from RefSeq and is a predicted model, not a curated record. The transcript has a single exon. Lineage: Eukaryota; Metazoa; Arthropoda; Malacostraca; Decapoda; Portunidae.